This is a messenger RNA of Drosophila melanogaster (fruit fly), 1142 nucleotides long. RefSeq names its product carbonic anhydrase beta (gene CAHbeta). Lineage: Eukaryota; Metazoa; Arthropoda; Insecta; Diptera; Drosophilidae. Bases 158 to 343 code for a protein of 61 amino acids. Gene Ontology annotation, molecular function: zinc ion binding; carbonate dehydratase activity. The transcript has 3 exons. The record is from RefSeq and is marked reviewed.
UCAAAUGCUCCACCGCCGUCAACAGAGCUCCAACGUAUUUUUUGUUAGGCGCGAGUGCGUCAUUAUUAUACACAAAUCAAGGAAAAUCAAUUGUGGUGCCAAAGUGCGUGCAAUUAAAGUGUCAAAUUAAGUUUAAGAAGCCCCAGACAAGCACGAAAUGGAGCGUAUUUUGAGGGGAAUCAUGCGGUACAGAAAUACGACAAGGGAGCAAAUGGUCAAGGAGUUCCAGAAAGUCCGCGACAAUCCAGAACCCAAGGCCGUCUUCUUCACCUGCAUGGACAGUAGAAUGAUUCCCACCCGGUACACCGACACUCACGUGGGCGAUAUGUUUGUGGGUGAGUAAAUCCAGUCGAGCUGAUAGUUUAUGGCUUAACAUUCCUGCCGAUUCCCACGGAUAAGUGCGAAAUGCUGGCAAUCUGAUUCCCCAUGCCCAGCACUUCCAGGACGAGUACUUCAGCUGCGAACCGGCAGCUCUGGAGCUCGGAUGCGUGGUGAACGACAUUAGACACAUAAUAGUUUGCGGACACAGCGACUGCAAGGCAAUGAACCUUUUGUACCAACUGAGAGAUCCUGAUUUCGCUUCUAAGCUUAACCGACGCCUCUCACCAUUGCGAUCUUGGCUGUGCACCCAUGCCAACACCAGCUUGGAGAGGUUCCAGGAAUGGCGCGACGCUGGCAUGAAAGAUCCACUGAUUUUCUCUUCGGAGACUCCGCUACGUCGCUUUGUGGCCUACAUCGAUGAGGAGCAGAAAUUUGCCUUGGAGGACAAAUUAUCCCAGAUCAACACACUGCAGCAAAUGUCCAACAUUGCCUCGUACGGCUUCCUCAAGGCUCGCCUAGAAUCCCACGAUCUUCACAUUCAUGCUCUUUGGUUCGAUAUCUACACCGGUGACAUCUAUUACUUCAGCCGCGGAGCCAAACGUUUUCUGCCUGUUGAUGAAGACACCGUGGAUCGAUUGUCCGAGGAGGUCAGAAGAUUCUAUUCGUAGGCGAAACAUGCCAAGAGGACCAAAUGGAUUAUCUGUGAUAUGUGGGCCUUAUACCGCGAUCGGCAUUUACAAUUUACCAAUACUUAGGAUUGUUUUUCGUAUUUAUAAGUGUGUAAUUGUUUUUGUAUAUAAACUUAAGGCCUACAAAGGUUU